ACAGCCGCGGCGGCAGAAUCCCAGCUGUUUGGAAUUGAAUCGCCGGCGCCAACUACUGACUCCGAGAGAACGUCACCCGUGGACGCAGGAAGUUGAGCGGAGCUCAUCGGGCUCCUUUGCGUCAAUCGUGCAUUUUGUCGACCGAUUUUUCCCGGAUGGAACAUGAGUCCGCUCCCCCGACAAUAUCAUGAGCGGGGCAUCUUCUGAGGAACGCGACGAUGAUUUCUUGGAGGACCUAGCGGUCGCGGACGUUUAUAGACAUAGCCAAGAUGCAGCAGCCUGCGCCUUGAAACCAACCUCCCUCCUAUCCCGAUUCCCUGGCCUCAUUCCCCUGAAGAGCGAUUUGAGCUUGUACCGUGGAUCCGUGAAAUGCGGCGCUCGCGAUGUGGAGUUGGAGUUACGGUGUGAUGCCGACGGAAUCAAACUGCAAACAGAAGACGUACAGCUAUCGACCCUGCAAAAGAGGCUUGAAACUCAGAACCCGGAGUUUUUCGCAAAGAUCCGCUCAAUCAAGGAUCCGAAUCGCUUCCUCCAUGAAUUCUUAAGCGCCGCAGAAACACUCCGAGACCACGAUGGAAAUCAGAAGGAGUAUCAACCGCUGAACGCUCUGACGUAUCGAUCUGUCUUCGAGAAGCUGCAGAAAAUCGGCAGGGAAUACUUCUGCGGAAUCGACAAAGACUUGGUGACUUUGCGGGUGGGCGAUCUCGAGAUGACCUACAGCUUAUCUGCGGAAGCCAUCAAGUCGGCUACCGUCCCUCAAUCGCUCCUCAAAGAGCUCUCCUCCAGGAAGUGUGACCUCCUCGAUGCGUUCAACUCUUUCAGGACGAAAGCCGAGCAACUCCGCAAGUUCUAUGAGUCUCUCGAAUCGCUGGACCAAUCUACCUGGGUCAUCGAUCCCUCUGAUUUGAGACAAGCGUAUCGUCGAGUCGCUCUGGAAAAAUCCUCAAUACUUCAGAUCACGUUCCUCGAUCCGCUGCAGACAGGAGAGCCCCCGAUCUUGGAGUUCUUCGGAUGCCGGAGCUCCUUCCAGGAUUUCGCGAGUCUCUUCAAAGACCGCAAAUGGAGCCGCAAGUGGAAUCCAGUGGUCGACGUUCUGGAAAAUCUAAGGAUAGCUUUCGGGGAAACUAUCAAGUUUUUGCCGAAAGAGGAGACAGCCGAAUGCUCGAUUGCAUGCGCGAUAUGCUACGCAUACCUGCUCGGCGAUCAAACACCAAAGGUGUUCUGCGAGAACUCGCAAUGUCACCGGCCUUAUCACGAGGAGUGCUUCAGGAUUUGGGCUCUGGAACAGGAAGCUGAGCACGGGCUGCGGAGGGCUGUUUUGACUGCACCUUGCGUCUACUGUGAAAAACAAAUCUUGCUCACGGCCGCUCAGUGA
This is a messenger RNA of Galendromus occidentalis (western predatory mite), 1375 nucleotides long. It is a transcript of the gene Fancl, whose product is annotated as E3 ubiquitin-protein ligase Fancl. The record is from RefSeq and is a predicted model, not a curated record. Gene Ontology annotation, molecular function: ubiquitin protein ligase activity. Gene Ontology annotation, biological process: protein monoubiquitination; interstrand cross-link repair. Gene Ontology annotation, cellular component: nucleus; Fanconi anaemia nuclear complex. The transcript is spliced from 9 exons. Lineage: Eukaryota; Metazoa; Arthropoda; Arachnida; Mesostigmata; Phytoseiidae. The coding region runs from base 188 to 1375 and encodes 395 amino acids.